AUGGAAACACCUCUGUACGUUUGUAUUGUGAAUACAGUUGAUAAGUACGGUACUCCAGGGAUCGCAAAGUCACCAACCAUCCCCGGCACGACGUGCCGUGCCGUCUUUAUGGGAACAAGACCGGACGAGCGAGAGGGGAGGGGGGCCGCCAAGAAGAUCAAUGCAGUCGACAUCCAUCACCACGUUAAUUCCACCCACACACACAGCAUCACGUUCUCCGCCCCCAACCGCAAGCGGGCAUUGCCGUUCGGUGGCACGGCGGCUAAGAACCCAAGUGGCUCCCAUCCACCCUUCCACCCGCGUGCAUUAGCAGACUGCCCGGUUGCCUCACCUUGCAUGAUUGAUCUACACAGAUUUGAAUCUGUCAGACGGGAAGGACCAAGCGCGAUUGGCUCAACGUUGACCAAGGUUGGUGGUCUUGGUGGCCUGCAAAGGCGACAAGCAUUCAAUUGGCCCUAG
Gaeumannomyces tritici R3-111a-1 is the source of this 459-nucleotide messenger RNA. RefSeq lists its product as hypothetical. Bases 1 to 459 code for a protein of 152 amino acids. NCBI's taxonomy places the organism in Eukaryota, Fungi, Ascomycota, Sordariomycetes, Magnaporthales, Magnaporthaceae. The record is from RefSeq and is a predicted model, not a curated record. The transcript has 2 exons.